AUGCUGCGAAAUCACCUGACCUGACGCGCCGUCAUCAUCGUUGUGUUUCUGUUUGAACAAGCGAACGACAACAUGGCUCCCAAUGAACUAAAUACAAGCCCGAUGCUGUGCUUUCUACUCCUGACGCUUUUCCAGACGGCGGAGGCAAUUGACGGUGGAGACGCCGUGGCUCUUCUGCUGGGCGCGACCGUGACGCUCGUGGGCUUCUGCGUCGUCCUCGGCUGGUACGCGCGUGGACGAAGCGGGCAGUUUUGAUGAUGGAGGCCUCUAUCUGAAAAUGAGCGCAAAGUGACUGUCACGCGGUUGUGCUAAAAACAACAACGCGGACUUAUUGGAAAUGCACGGAGAUGAUUGACCUACCUAUAUGAAAUAUUGUUUAAUAACUUACUUGAUAUUUCAUCUAUGUAUCUAUGUCACACGAGGCUUCCUGCCCCUGCCCAAAAAAUUUGGGUUGUCCACAGCAAUACCUUGUUGCAAACCAUGUUGCAUGGGAGCAAGACUACAAAGUAGUGCAGAUGUCUUUGACUAUGAACUUGGACUUUGCUAUAGAGAUGGACACUGGUGCUUUUGGUGUUGGUGUUUUCUCAUUUUUACAAUCUGCACGACAAUCUGCUGUUAGUUUCAACAUUGUACAGUACAGUGUAGUAAGGGAUAUUGUUGAAUGGCUAAUGCUUCCUCUGGCAAUUGCAUUAAAGUUAUAUAAUACGCUAUAUAUAAUAUAUAUGCUAAUGUGCUAGACAAAGGGAUGUGAUCAGCUCUAAACCAAUACUGCUCUCUUUGUUCAAUGUAAUAAACUUGCUUACUUUA
Messenger RNA from Misgurnus anguillicaudatus (oriental weatherfish), 807 nucleotides. RefSeq names its product small integral membrane protein 30. The record is from RefSeq and is a predicted model, not a curated record. Lineage: Eukaryota; Metazoa; Chordata; Actinopteri; Cypriniformes; Cobitidae.